UUAUUUGCGUAUAGGCGGAGCCCAAUUGAGACCUCGUUCAGGUCUUGGUUGUUGUCGCUGUAGAUAAAUUUAAACAUCUGAUAAGACUUGAUUAGAAAAUCAAAUUCAUAAAUUAAGACUAUAUCGUAUCUCCGCUGUCAGAUGCACUGAGCACUGUCCGACCGCCCUCGUUGCCAUGAGUAACAGCCACCCUCUGCGCCCCUUCACCUCGGUGGCAGAGAUCGACCAUGUGCACAUCCUGUCGGAGCAUGUUGGCGCGCUGAUCCAGGGAGAGGAGUACAGCGACGUCACCUUCAUUGUGGAGAAGAAGCGCUUCCCCGCCCACAGGGUCAUCCUGGCUGCACGCUGCCACUACUUCAGAGCUCUGCUAUAUGGAGGGAUGAAGGAGUCACAGCCCCAGGCAGAGAUCCCUCUAGAGGACACCACAGCGGAAGCGUUCAGCAUGCUGCUUCAGUACAUCUACACGGGGCGUGUGUCUCUGAGCAGCGAGCGAGAGGAAGUGCUGCUCGACUUCCUGAGCCUGGCACACCGCUACGGGUUCGAGCAGCUGGAGGACUCCACCUCGGAGUACCUGCGCACCAUCCUCAACACGCAUAAUGUGUGCCUCAUCUUCGACGUGGCCAGCCUCUACUCCCUGCGCAAGCUCAGCACCACCUGCUGCACCUACAUAGACCGCAACGCUCCUGACGUGCUGGCCAGCGAGGGCUUCCUGUCCUUGUCCAAGCUGGCCCUGCUCACGGUGGUGCAACGGGACUCAUUUGCAGCCCCGGAAAAGGAGAUCUUCCAGGCGCUGUGUCGCUGGUGCCGCCACAACUCUGCAGAGAAGCCAGAGGAGGUGAUGGGCACAGUGCGGCUGCCAUUGAUGAGCCUGGCAGAAAUGCUGAAUGUGGUGAGACCGUCUGGGCUGCUGUCCCCCGACGCCCUGCUCGACGCCAUCAAGACUCGGUCUGAGAGUAGGGACAUGGACCUCAACUACAGAGGCAUGCUGAUCCCGGAGGAGAACAUUGCCACUAUGAAGCAUGGUGCUCAGGUGGUGAAGGGGGAGCUGAAGUCAGCCCUGCUGGAUGGAGACACACAGAACUAUGACCUGGACCACGGGUUCUCGCGCCACCCCAUCGAGGACGACUGCCGCUCUGGCAUUGAGGUGAAGCUUGGCCAGCCCUCCAUCAUCAACCACAUCCGCCUCCUGCUGUGGGACAGGGACUCACGGUCGUAUUCGUACUACAUUGAAGUGUCGAUGGAUGAGAUGGACUGGGUGAGCGUAGUUAAUCACUCCAAGUACCUGUGCCGCUCCUGGCAGAACCUCUACUUCCCUCCCCGCGUAUGCAGGUAUAUCCGCAUCGUAGGCACUCAUAACACUGUGAACAAGGUGUUCCACCUGGUGGCGUUUGAGUGCAUGUUCACAAACCGGACCUUCACGCUGGAGAGAGGCCUAUUAGUGACCUCUGAGAAUGUGGCGACGAUUGCGGCCUGUGCCAGCGUGAUUGAGGGGGUGAGCCGGAGCCGAAACGCACUGCUGAACGGAGACACCAAGAACUACGACUGGGACUCGGGGUACACCUGCCACCAGCUGGGCAGUGGGGCAAUCGUGGUGCAGCUCGCACAACCCUACAUGAUUGGAUCAUUAAGGUUGUUGCUGUGGGACUGUGAUGACCGGAGCUACAGCUACUACAUAGAGGUCUCCACCAACCAGCAGCAGUGGACAAAGGUUAUCGACCGCACAAAGGGUGGCUGCAGGUCAUGGCAGACACUUACCUUCGAGAGGCAUCCUGCUUCCUUCAUCAGGAUCGUGGGGACACACAAUACCGCCAACGAGGUGUUCCACUGCGUUCACUUCGAGUGCCCAGCCCAGCUGGACUGCGAGGUGAAGGAGGGCAGUCCCGGAGAGCCUGGCCAGGACCUGUCUGUCUGCUCGCCACAGUCCCGGCCCUCGCAGCUCUCCAGAGCACAGAGCCUGCAGCCCCCCUCCCCCACCACCUCCCCUACCACCUCCCCCACCACUGCAUCGAGACCUCACUCACGCCACUGAGAGAUGAAAGAAGUGACUCAAACAUUGCAUGGAAACCCAGCUGCCAGCCAUGAUGUGCUCUUUGUUGAAAUAUUGUAUAUGUUGCUGUACUGUACAGGAGCCCUCUGGUCAACCUCAGAUUUUCUCAGGUCCAAUAGGCCUGUCUGUCUCUCUUGUUUUGUUUUGAUGUGCAUAAAACUGUCAGUGUCGCUACAGCCGGCUGCAGCUCUGCGAGGCUGGGAGUGAUGCGUUUUGCUUUUUAUAUGAAGGGUUAAAAUGAAAAACUGUUGGAUGCUGGUAGGAACAAAAAAACUGUGCGCCUCGGGGUCCUGGGAGGAUAGAUUUGAGGAGCUCAUCACUUAAUGCAAUCUAUACCUGCGUCCAUCUCCACAGAAGGGAUUUCCAGCAGGGAUUGAAGUAGUUGUAAACAAGGCUUCAGAAAAUUAACUAUUGGCAAAGACAUGCAUGCCAUCUGUAGUCCAGUCGGAGUGUUUUAUACUGUAGGAUGUGUGCUGUGUAAUUUUUCAUAUUUAAGUCUUUUCAACGUUCACUUAAAAUGUAAACUGAAUCGAACAUCCCUGGCAUCUAGUAACCUGGCUGUACCCCACAUCUGCCUCUUGGGGGUGGGUUCUGUGUGUCUUACUGUAGUACUGUGAAUACUAAUAAUUUUUUUCUCCAUCUCACUGAAAUACACUGUUUCCAGUGUGUGUGUAUGUUUGUCUCUGUGCGUGAGCGUGUCUAUGUCUAGGGCUUAGCAACUGAAUCCUCAUCAUGCAGCUCUUUCUCUUUUAAAUUCACUGAUAACAUGUCAAGAGACCUUGUUGCAUGAAAAAUGAUAGGGAGAGAGCUGUCCAUGAAGUCAGAUCAAUUAAAUUAAAAUCUUGCUGUGCGAAGUAAUCCAAGAUAAUCACCAUCUAUAGUACACAUUAGAAAGAGUGUCUCUGCGAGUUGGGGGGCUGAGGGAGAAGCAGCAUUUUAUAUUAAACAAGCUUCCACCGAAUAAUUAGCUUGUGGGCUGCACUGAGGGGGCUAUAAUUGCACAUCUGAUUGAUUCGCAUUGAGAAGCAUUGCUGUGUCAACAAGAAGGGCUGCAUUAAGCUUGCUGGUGUCACUGGGGGUUUGCUAGAGCCUGCAGGACUGUCCCGGUGAGGCUCCAAGCUAGAAAACUCUGCUCUGAUUGUAAAGCAGGGUUGGUAAUUUCCCAGGCUGAUGCAGUCACAAGGAUGAAGCGAGCGCAGAAGUCCUGAGAGAGAGAGAGAGUGUGAGUGCAGGAAUAUUAUCCACACACCAGCUUUACCUCCUGCAAAAAAGCACCGCUUGCAUAUCAUUAUUAUAAAUUGCCUUGCUAGUUUUUCCAUUUUUGUGAAUCCGUUUACUAAGAAAACAAAACCUGGUCAAGUAGUAACCUGAGUGUAGAAACAGUGAUUAAUAACCUUGUUUCUCUCAAAUAACAAUAUCCUGUAUGGUUUUUCUACUAAACAUCCAUUAAAAAAAGAAUACUCCA
Polyodon spathula (Mississippi paddlefish) is the source of this 3512-nucleotide messenger RNA. RefSeq names its product BTB/POZ domain-containing protein 9. The record is from RefSeq and is a predicted model, not a curated record. The transcript is spliced from 11 exons. Gene Ontology annotation, molecular function: protein binding. Lineage: Eukaryota; Metazoa; Chordata; Actinopteri; Acipenseriformes; Polyodontidae. The coding region runs from base 176 to 2029 and encodes 617 amino acids. Gene Ontology annotation, biological process: modulation of chemical synaptic transmission; circadian behavior; adult locomotory behavior.